AUGGACCCUUUAUUGAAGAGAAAAUUAGUGAGUCUGUAUGGUUUAUUUGGGCAAGUGACGACUGCCCGCCAGGUGUUCGAUAGAAUUCCUGACCCGGAUAUUAUUUCAUGUAAAGUGAUGAUAAGGUAUUUUAUGAAUAAUUUGUACGGAGAGAUAAUUGAAUUCUACAAGCUUAUGCAAAGGAGAUUUUUUGUUUUUGAUAACAUUGUGUUCUCAAUUGUGUUGAAGACGUGUAGUGAGCUGAGGGAUUUCGGUGUAGGGAGGAAGCUACAUUGUUAUAUAGUUCAAAUAGGGAAAACCGAUAGCUUUGUGUUGACUGGGCUUGUUGACAUAUAUGCAAAGUGUGGAGAAGUUGACUCUCCUCGUAGGGUUUUUUAUAGGAUUUGGGACAGGAAUGUGGUAUGUUGGACAUCAAUGAUUGUAGGCUAUGUGCAGAAUAAUUGCUUAAGAGAAGGGCUACUACUGUUUAACCGAAUUGUGGUCGAAGGAAAUGAUUACACUUUAGGGAUUAUAGUGACAGCAUGUGCAAAACUAGGCACAUUGCACCAAGACAAGUGGGUGUAUGGAAAUGUGAUAAAAAAUGGGAUCUUGGUAACUUCCUACUUAUUUACUUCUCUUCUUGAUAUGUAUGUCAAAUGUGGGGCAGUUGAGGAUGCUCGUAUGAUCUUUGAUGAGGUUCGUGUCAUUGACGUUUUUUCGUGGACACCAAUGAUCAUGGGAUAUGCUCAAAAUGGGGCUGCUGAGAAAGCCCUGCAUUUGUUCACUGACAAGAAAUGGGGAAAUUUUCGUCCAAAUUUAGUUACCUUAGCAAGCGUGCUCUCAGCUUGUGCGCAGUCGGGCAGUCUCAUGUUGGGUUCAUUUGUUCAUAGUUUAGGGAUUAAACUAGGGCAUGAUGAUUUUUAUGUCAUGAAUGCUCUAGUUAACAUGUAUGCAAAGUAUCGUAGGAUAAGGGAGGCCAUUCGUCUGUUUGAUUCUAUGGUAGAGAAGGACUUCGUCUCUUGGAACUCAAUCAUUAGUGUAUCUUACAACGGGUACUUGUACGAAGCACUGAAGUUGUACAAUCAGAUGAGAUCAGACUGCUUUAGGCCUGAUCCAGAUACUAUGGUGGCAGUCCUAUACACUUCUGCUAGCCUUGGAGAUAUCCGGUUUGGCUCUUGCGUUCAUGCCUACUCUAUAUGAGAAGGCUUCUUGGCAUUCAACUGCAUCUAUGUUGGCACUGCGCUUCUAAAUCUGUACGCCAAAAUGGGUGAUGUAGAGUCUUCUCGCGCUGUCUUUGAUGAGAUGCCUGAGAGGAACAUAUUCACGUGGAGCACCAUGAUUGACAGGUAUGGAAAACAGGGCAACUUGAGCAAGUGCCUCGAGCUUUUCAACGACAUGGUUAAGGAGAAUGUUGAUCCAACUAAUAUAAUAUUCACAACAGUAUUGUCUGUUUGCAGCCAUACUAGGAUGACCAUUGAGGGCUGGAGAUAUUUUGAUCUAAUGUGUCACGUAUACAACUUUAUCCCCUCCAUGAGACACUAUGUGUGCAUGGUGGAUUUAUUAGCCCGAUUUAGGAGCCUCGAGGAAGCUUGAAAGUUCAUUAAGGAAAUGUCGGUGCCCCCUGAUUGCACGAUUUUUGGAUCUCUUCUUCACGGAUGCAGCAUCCAUUCUAGGUUCGAUCUUGGGGACUUGGCUGUGAGAAAGAUGGUGGAGCUUCAUCCAGAAGAGGUGGGGCAUUAUACGCUUAUGGCUAACAUAGACACUUCUAUAGGGAUAUGGGAUCAGGCGAAUCAAUAUAGAGCUAUGAUGAAGAGAAGAGGGUUGAGGAAGGAGGUUGGAUUUGCUCAUAUAGGCUCAAAUGGCAACCUAAAAUAUCAGAAGGUGGCGUAG
Molecule: messenger RNA, 1869 nt
Organism: Salvia miltiorrhiza (redroot sage)
Lineage: Eukaryota; Viridiplantae; Streptophyta; Magnoliopsida; Lamiales; Lamiaceae
Product: pentatricopeptide repeat-containing protein At2g03380, mitochondrial
Biological process (GO): RNA modification
Molecular function (GO): RNA binding; protein binding
Source: RefSeq, a predicted model, not a curated record